AUGCUGGUCCAAAAUAUGACAAAGCCCUGGGUUCUCUACGCUGUACCUCCACGCGAGGGACACAUGCGACCAGCGCUUCAAAUCACCAAAUAUCUCUUCAGCAGCGGCUUCGACGUCACGGUCUUGGGAACAAAGAGGUGGAAGCCGACAAUCGAGGCAGUCGGGGCCCACUUCAGUCCCAUCAUCGGACUCUGGAAAACCCUCGACGAUCCAUCUCGCUGGCCAGACAUCGCACACGCAUCGGAUCCAGCCACGAGACUUGCCGCAUCUCUCGAUGGGGGAUUCAUCUCGUUGCUACCAAGCGGGCUGGAGUCAGUGCGGGUGGCGUUGGCGGGUAUGAGGCGACGAGAGCCCGGCUGCCAAAUCAUCGUUCUGUCGGAUACGUGCUUUUCUGGGACGCUGGCGUUGAAGUUGGGCACCGACUUGCCAGAACUGUUUGCAGAUGAUGAGGUUGUUCGGACUAUCGGGAUCGGUGUCGUGCCAGUGUUCUGGACCAGCCCUGAGCGGCCACCAUGGGGAUCUGGACUCCCUUUCGAUGACAGUGAGAAAGGGCGGACAAGGAAUGCGAAAGCAUUCAAGGAGACGUGGAACAGCGCUGCUGAAGAUCGCGCGAGGUGGGUUUUGGGAAUGAUGGGAUGUCCCAAGCCCGUUGAGUGCCUUUACGAUGGACUCUCAACGAGCAUGAAACAUCCCUUCUGGGAUGCAACGACGGUCUGUCACGACACAGUCCUGCAGAUGUGUCUCCCGAGUCUUGAGUUUCCUUCAUCCGACUGGCCACGGAAAAUCAAGUUCGCGGGCACACUCCCGAUCAAACCUAUUCCAACUGACCUCACAUAUCCAACGUGGUUCAACGACGUUCUCUCAAACAGCUCAUCUCUCCAGGUAUCAAAUCUCAAUCGCAAGAAGAUCAUCUUUGUGGCCCAGGGAACGGAAGUCCUGGACCACAAGGAACUCAUCAUCCCGACAAUGAAGGCCUUUGCUACACAUUCCGAUGUUCUAGUCGUCGCGUGUCUUUGCGUGACCGGAGCAACUCUCGACACAAGCACUUUCAAGGACGGGAAAUUGCCCGCAAAUGCUCGGGUGGUGGAUUACUUCCCGUAUGACGCGAUUCUGGCACACGCGGACGUCUUUGUGUCGAACAGCGGGUACGGAGGGUUUCAGCAUGCGGUUUCGAAUGGUCUUCCUAUGGUGCAAGCAGGCAACACGUUUGAUAAGCCAGACAUUGGGAGAAGGAUCGAGUGGUCUGGCUUGGGGGCGUUUCUAGCCGAGUCACCUCCAUCUGUGAGCGCCGUGGAGCAGGCAGUCACAGAGGUUCUGGGUGAUGAGAAGUAUAAGAGACGAGCAGAGGAGCUUAGGAAAGAAGCGGACACGUUUGAUCCGUUGCGAAUGAUUGAAGAAGAGAUUAUGCGUUUAGCUCAGUCGACGGUGCCUUCGUCAAGUUGA
This is a messenger RNA of Colletotrichum costaricense, 1443 nucleotides long. RefSeq names its product UDP-glucuronosyl/UDP-glucosyltransferase. NCBI's taxonomy places the organism in Eukaryota, Fungi, Ascomycota, Sordariomycetes, Glomerellales, Glomerellaceae. The transcript has a single exon. Gene Ontology annotation, molecular function: UDP-glycosyltransferase activity. Bases 1 to 1443 code for a protein of 480 amino acids. The record is from RefSeq and is a predicted model, not a curated record.